Messenger RNA from Rotaria sp. Silwood2, 693 nucleotides. NCBI's taxonomy places the organism in Eukaryota, Metazoa, Rotifera, Eurotatoria, Philodinida, Philodinidae. The record is from the annotation of a GenBank genome assembly.
AUGUAUUAUCAACUGACUCAACUUUUAAUAAUAGGAUUUUAUAUUAUUCAUUUUAUUGAAUCAAGUUUUAUAUAUAACAUAACACAUGCUAAUAAAAUUCUAUGUUAUUCAUGUAAAGGUAACGGUUGUGAAACAAUUUCAAAUGAAGAUGAUAAUGUGAUUGCAUGCAAUAGAAAUACACAAUUAUGUUGGGCUGGUUUUGUUAAUCAUAAACCUUAUCGAACAUGUGCAAGUCGUUAUUGUACACCAGCCGAUAUUUCACUUGAUAGUGAUGUUCGUAUUGAAACAUGUUGCCAUGCAAAUUUAUGCAAUUCUAUUUCACUUCCUGGGUCAAUAGGAAGUGAACGGCAUAUGAAAAGUUCAGCUCACCAUUCCAAGACUUCAACUGUUAGUAGUCCAGUAACUACUACCGAACGAACAACAACAAAAUCAAAAACAACUACUAAAGCACAAGAAAUUUAUGUUGUGAAUGAAAUAGUGGAUAAUGAAGAAAAAGUACCUUCAUCUUUAAACAAUAAUGAAGAAGAUGAUGAUUUAAAACAUUCUCAAUCAAAUUCACAUAGAAGUCAAGCAGUUAAUUCUGUAAUUAAUUGGGAACCUGUACAUUACGAUAAAGACUUCAGUAAUCGUGUUGCAUCAAUAAGUAAACUUUUAAUUCUUAUCAUACCAGUUUUAUUAGUUUUAAUAUUCUAA